AUGGGAGAACCGGUUUCUGGGUCUUCUUUCCCUCAGACCCGAGAACACGACCAACAUCAACAACACCUUCAUUCACACACCAGUCGCGAUUCCCACAAUCACAACCAUCAACACCACCACGCUCGUUCCCAAAACGAUAAGAAUACACACAAGCGGGACGAUUCGGACCCGACUAUAAUUGUUGAGACCAUCUCCGUUCUCCAACUAAUCGACAACACCGGUGCGGUCCUUACCGUCCAGACACUUCCGAAACAAACGGCCAGCCCCCGCAGCGAGACCGAAGCCGCUCUGACUGUUGAAGCGGACCCUGCGACUGCGACGUACCCAGGCCCACCGGACGCUACAUCGGGAGACGGCGACGACAAUGAUGGUGACAAUUCACUGUCGUCCGCCAGUUCAACGACAGACCCGACCGUGACACCUUCGGAGUCCUCCAUGCCAACUUCGUUUCCAACCUUGUCUUAUGCGCCCUUGACGUCCACUCAUUUAACAGGUUCUCCUGCUUUUCCUUCAUUGGCCGGCGUAACAAAUACCACUUCAACGUCUAUUUCGAGUUCGGCUUCGACCUCGAUCAACUCUACUUCUUCUUUACUAUCCUUCACCUCUUCAAGCGGGAGCAGCUUUUCGAUAUUCAGCUCGGAGAGCAGUACAUAUUCAUCUGGGUCCACAUCUUCAAGAUCAUCGUCUGAAUCUUCAACCUCUUCAACCUCGGUUUCAACUUCAACUUCAUCUUCAGCUUCAUCUUCAACUUCUGGAUCCUUCUCUGGAACCGCUACAUCUACCGGUCCUGGAAGCGAUGGUUACACUGUAGUGGGAGGCGGGGAUGGAUCAACAUCGCCUACGGCUACUGCAGCGGCCGGCGACGACCCAAAUUCCAAUUCGGGGGCGACGGACCAGAAAUCUGUGGCUACCGUUGCUGGCAGCGUGUUGGGAGCGGUAGCUGGUGUCGCAUUCAUCCUGGUUCUCGCCUUGGUUGCUAUACGAUGGAAGAAACGCCAGAACACCUUGAAAUUGAUGCGAGGCUCUACGGGCGAUCGAGGUCCCGGCGGUCUUCUCAGAGGAGGGAGUGCCGCGCCUAGCGGCGGAGGAGGCGCCGCUGGCGACAUGUCGCAACGAAGACGAUCGAUUCCGUUUGCUGUACCCGCGGCUCUCGCCAACUUAUCGGGAUACAAGCGUUUUUCUAAAAGCACAGCAUCAUCUGACGGAGGCGAGAAGGGCUUCACUAAGGUUUCUGGUAGAAAGCUGCCACCAGUGCUGCAGUUUGGAGGCGAUGGCUACACAGACCCUCGAGCAACAAUGAUGAGUGAUCAGUCGAUUGAAUAUCGCGACUCGCAAAUGUGGCUCGGCCAAGCAGGUCCUUCAAGGCUGGCUGUCGGAUCGCCGAUGCGGCCGGAAAGCGGAAUCCCGGUAUUCCACGCCAGCCCGGCGCGGACGCCCGUGACGCGGCCUGGACCGUUCAGCCCUUAUACCGACAGUUCUCCCCUCGAGCCGCCUCAGAGAGAUCCGCUUGGACGUUCACAUCCAUCACGUGAUGGAUCAACUCGGUCUCAUGGGUCUGCCUCAAGAUUCACUGAGGAACUAUGA
Messenger RNA from Anthostomella pinea, 1584 nucleotides. NCBI's taxonomy places the organism in Eukaryota, Fungi, Ascomycota, Sordariomycetes, Xylariales, Xylariaceae. The record is from the annotation of a GenBank genome assembly.